Messenger RNA from Letharia columbiana, 1104 nucleotides. RefSeq lists its product as uncharacterized. Bases 1 to 1104 code for a protein of 367 amino acids. The transcript has 4 exons. Lineage: Eukaryota; Fungi; Ascomycota; Lecanoromycetes; Lecanorales; Parmeliaceae. The record is from RefSeq and is a predicted model, not a curated record.
AUGAAAGCCAACGAUAGCGCCUCUCAAAUCUCCUUUGACACCCUCCGCACCCACCUUCUGAGCUACGACUCUCACAUCCCAGACAAGAUCCAAGGUCUCGAACAGCUACGCCUCAGUACGAUCCCUGAAACUCUCGUUCAGCGCAAAAAGAAUGGCAAAUCAUUCCUUGAAAAAACAGAAUUGACAAGCCUAGUCGAAUGGAAACUAAAACAUGGUACCUACCGUCCUAAUCUUACUAAGCUCGUCGCGUCGAAUAGCGUCAAAGACGUCCGUGAGACGACGAAGAAAGCAUUCGAGCUAUACGAGGUGGAUAAAGACGACUAUGGCAAGUCUAUCACAGCCCUGAAUAAGCUGAAGGGAAUCGGGCCCGCAACGUCGUCACUACUACUGUCGUGCUACGACCCCGUAAGAGUUCCGUUUUUUUCCGACGAACUCUACCGCUACCUACACUGGGAGGACGCCAAAUCGAAAGGCUGGGAUCGAAAAAUCAAUUACACAAUCAAAGAAUACAAAACCCUCUUCGAAAGAGUAGCCGAGCUCCGAGAGCGUCUGGAGAAACAAUCCGGCAUAGGAGUCUCCGCCGUCGACAUCGAAAAGGCCGCAUACGUGCUCGGCAAAGACGCCCCCAUCGCCGAAAAGGCGAAGAAAAGUCAUGCCAGAGUCCCAGAAAUAAACCUUGACAGCAACAUAGCGCGCAUCGAUGAAUGCCGUCGCAAAGGCCUGAACGGCUCCCCUACCUACGACACACUCGGCUUCGAGCUCGACAAGGAGUAUAUCAUUAAGCACACCGGCGGUCAUCCCCGCCCACAUGGGGCAAAAACCUUAGAUCGACUGGAGCCAAAACGCAAAGAUAGUGAGAAGAAGGCAGGUAUCAUGGGGGUAGCGGGAGACGACAAUAAGAUCCACGAACAAGCGUGGGAUGAUCGCGUCGCUAAAGAUUUGGGUAGUGCAUUUCAUGGGUGCUUUGAGCAAAGGAAGCAAGCAUUGCUAAGCACAGCGGAUGAGUGGAGUAAGGAAAGGGCCCCUAAAAAACGUGAAAUGACACUUUUCGAAGACAUCGCAGAGAGCGUUCGUCAGAGCGUCAACUUUGCUGACUUCCAAUGA